Molecule: messenger RNA, 1221 nt
Organism: Plenodomus lingam JN3
Lineage: Eukaryota; Fungi; Ascomycota; Dothideomycetes; Pleosporales; Leptosphaeriaceae
Source: RefSeq, a predicted model, not a curated record
AUGGCUCGUUCGCUCCCGGAAUGCGUCGACACGGUGAUCAUUGGCAAUGGACCAUCCGCGCUCAUCCUCUCCUACAUUCUCCAUGGUCAUGUCCCGUAUUAUAUUGGCGGACACCAUGAUGCCAUUCUCGAUGCGAAACUCGAGAAGAACCCCAAUCUGCUGCACUUGACGCCAGAUCUGCAUGCCCAUUUCUUGGCUUCGCUGCGGUACUCGACUCAAGCGCUGCCUGUGAAUACACUCCUCGAUACUCUGAUACGUCCGAAUGCGGACACUGAGAUCAACCCGAAGUCGUGUAUCGAAUGGCGCUACGAGCCCGAACGGGCAAUAUCCCAUGUUGCUAUUGGUGAGGCAGCCCAUGCCGGUGGCCAAUGGGCUGCGAAGCCCGUCUCAGCAAACGCGGAUAUAGGCACCCUGAGCUAUGCAGAGCAGCUGAGUCUGCCUGGCUACUCGUACGCCGACCAUUUGGCGGAGAAGAAGAAGCAAGACGAAUACGACUUUGUGCGCCCCUCGAGGACGGAAUAUGCAGACUAUCUAAAGGCCUAUCCAAGGGCCGUGGGCAUCGAAGAUGCCGUCUACACGAACAUGAAGGUCGACAAUGUCCAUCGAGAGGGUCGUGGCUUUUUUAUAGGAUCGUUGAACAUCCGCUGCAAACAUCUCGUCCUCGCAUCUGGCAUCUUCAACGUCAACAUCCCACCACCGCCACUGCUUCGGCCAGUUGCGCAGCUGGACUCACAACAUGACCCUCUGCUAGUCAUUGGCUCUGGCUUUUCAGCCGCAGAUGUCAUCAUCUCUGCGCCCCCGACACGCAGAAUCAUACACCUUUUCCAAUGGGCGCCAGAGCAGCGACCUUCACCCUUACGAGGAUGCCAUCACACCGCCUACCCAGAAUACGCGGCAGUCUAUCGACAGAUGAAGCUUGCGGCUAUUGCAUCUACCAAGAAGAGCAAGUCGGCCAAAUCCCCUCUGGCCCGAAGGAAGUCGAAUCCUUUCUGCAGCCAGCGUGAUUGGAGUGUAUACGAAGGACUACCCAAUGCCGAGAUCCUCGACGUUUCCUCGUCGGACGAUGCAGGCGUGGCUACAGUUACCAUCCGCCUGACAUCGGGCGAGUCCAUCACGCGCCAAGUCGGCGGCCUGGCCUACGUCGCCGCACACUGCGCAGCAAAGCUGAAUCCGAAACCUCGCUCGAAGUGGCCCGCGACGUCUUCAUCACAGGCAGUCUAA